Morone saxatilis (striped sea-bass) is the source of this 3970-nucleotide messenger RNA. RefSeq names its product interphotoreceptor matrix proteoglycan 2. The record is from RefSeq and is a predicted model, not a curated record. Lineage: Eukaryota; Metazoa; Chordata; Actinopteri; Moronidae.
AUAAAACAUUGGCCUUGUCGCACCACCACUGCGGUGGAGAUGUCAGCCUGGACCAAGAGCCUGCUGGACACAUCAAUCUCACUUUACCUGGACUUUUUACUGACACCAACAGACUCAACCCCAUGAACCUCCAGUCUGACGAAACCCAGCCCGUUUCAGUUUGUUCUUGGGUGAUAGGUAUUCCUCUGGGUCGGACGGUACUUCUAAAGGUGGUGUGGUUGGAAAGUGGUUCGAGCAUAUCAGUGCGCUGUGUUUGGAACAAGCAAGACCAGGUCCUGGAGAGCGGGGGGACAGCUCUGCUCUCGGGCUGUGAUAGAAACAAAGCCACCCUCUCUUGGACAGGAGCAGGACACCACUCAAAUGGCAUUCAGCUGUCCUAUUAUGUCCAGGAAGAUGAGAGGAAUUCCUCGGAGGACCACACCAGCCCACAUUCAGACCAAGACUCCUUACGUUGGUCUCAGACAGGAACCAGCUUUACAAGCACAGCUCCUGUUGGUCAAGAGGUGGUGAGAGGGACUGAUGGGGGCAGAGGUCGCAUCUAUGAAGGUCUCGAGGAGUGGAGUUCUGGCCCUCGGUCUGUGUCUAGCCCCUCCUCUAAGGACCAGGGGCUGCCGGACCCCACCUCACCCCUGCUUGGACUCGCUGUGGCUGGGAGAGCCGAUAGGGAAACUCUCCCUCUUCCUGAGGAAGAACCAAACAAUAGAGCGGAUGCAUCUGGAGCUGCUCACCUCGCUGAUGGUCCCAUGGCUGCCAGAGAGAGAACACACCCCUAUUUUCAGAAUACACUCAGCACAGACACACUGUCACACACGGCAAACACAGAAACAAUCUUAACCAACAAGGUCCCUCGAACACAAAUGGCACUGAAACAUGCAACGGGAAGUAGCUCCAACACCUUGCUUGGCACUGAUCUACACACAUAUAUAGUCACUCAGACAUCUAAACUGCCUGUAACAACACAAUCUCACCCCACUAUUUCCAGCUCUAGUAUCCCACCUCUCACCUCUUCUCCCUCUGACCUACCUUCCUGGACAACCUGGGAGAGUGACACCAUCCUAAACCCACGUGUAAGAGCUGUUAGUGGGGCACCUGGAGAGAAACUACCCCAUUCCUGGAGGAGCCAGCGAAGCACAGACAGACUUAACUCUGAUCUGACCUCCGCUGUCACGUUUGACCCUUUAAAAUCACAGACCGAACCACAGCCAGGUGACUCAAGCAGUGCACACACUGAUACUGAUCCCACUGCGUCAUCGUCGUCCUCACAGGACCCCAGCAGGGCUCAUUCGUCCACCACCCACAGCAAAGGGCUUGACACUGCUGCUGGUACUGUGGAGGCAAACAGUAGGCACAAUGACUCAUUUGUAUCCACUGCAUCAGAUGUUACCAGUCAAACUGCAGCGUUUGAGUCCUCUGAUGAAUUUGAAAUCACAGAGAUUGUUCACACUUCUUCCACACAGAGUCUAACAGACUCUCCACAAAGUACAGACAGUGUCACACGCUCCCCACUUCCUUACACAUCCUCUUCAUUCACACAGACAAGCAAAGAAGAGACACAAAGUACAGCAACACAAAGUACAGCAAAACAAAGUACGCAAAGAAAUUUUGUUGAUACAUACAUGACUACAGACACUAUCUCCUCCUCGCCUGACAUUAAAGUUGAUGCCUGGACUUCUGCUUCAGGUUCUUCCUCUACUCCCAGAGCAGCACUGACAUUGGGAGAUGUGAUCCAGAACUCAAGUUCCACAGGAACCCCUGCUGACACUGAAACAUAUACACUCAUACAUGACAGCCUACCCACAAAUUCACCAACUCCUGUUCCUCAUUUGUCAUCCAGCACAUCCAUACACUCAUCCACACCUUCAAACACGCUCCAAACACACACUACAUUUUCUGGUAGUUCACAUUUCACCCACACAUCCCUGCCUUUGCCCUCCACUACCACUGAAUCCGCUGCGCACACACCCGUCAUCGACCACAAAACCGCGCCGACCCUCCCCUCGCAAACGUCAACAGUCAAAUCUUCAUACACAACUCACACACCAAACCACCUGCCUUUGCCAUCUUCCACUAAUGUCCCAGCUACGCAUAAACAGUCCCACGACUAUAUUACUACCACACAUACUUCGCUGCUCUCACCCACAAUAGAUAGAGAGGUAAAGAAAGAAGAUGAGUCUCUGCAGUCGUUUCCCAGCAGCACAACCACACAGACUCCUACAGCUAGACCUUCGCAGCAACCUCCACUCUGGACAACUCCAAAUCCCAGCCAGGAGAACCAUACACCUUCAGUUGUAACCUCUGUACCCACUCGGAGCUCAACAACUAGUCAAAGACCCAAGUUCUACAUCGUGCCAGACCAGCCUGCAGCCAUCAGAGUUGAGUCAAUUAAGCUGCUGCUGCAGAUAAUUGUGGAAGAAUCCAGAUCAGCUUUUACUUCUGACUUGGAGAAAGACACAGCUGCCUGGGUGGAGCCAUACCUACAGAGAGCCCCGGGGUUCAGCAGCCUGCUGGGAGUCUGGAGCAGUGGUCAUGCAGUGCAGAGUCUGGUGGAGUUUAAAACCAGCGGGGCUCUGCAGUGGCUCAGCAUGACGGGACCCACAUCACUGUUGGAACGAACAGGAUUAGCUCAGGCUGUUCGCGAGAGGAGGAGCAUCAGAUCGUCCAAGAUCACCAACAUCACACUGGGAGGUCUGCAGGGUGAUGUGUGCGACUGGCUGCUGCAGUGCCAAGCAGGCUACAAGUGUAUGUCGCAGCCUGGCACUUCAAACUAUAGCUGUUCUUCUGUCUGCCACUUUGACUACUGCCACCACCAUGGCAUCUGUACACACCACCCAGGCCAACUUCCAGUUUGCCACUGCCUUGUAGGAGAGGACUUCUGGUACAUGGGUCAGAGAUGUGACGUGAGGAUGACUCGAGCGCGCCUCGUGGGUGCAUGUCUUGCCAUAUUACUCAUCAUGGUGACAGUGAUUGGCGUUUUGGCCUGUGUGGCAGUACGACGCUAUCGAGCCAUUCUCAUCCAGGCCAAAGUAGAUCAGACUCGGAGCAGCUAUCGCAGGUUCAACCAUUUUGAUGAGCUGUCAGGACGCUUCUGGUUGCGUUCGUGGGCAGGAUCAGCGGACUCACUGGAUAAUCCUGCCUUCACACGCUCCGAUGAGUUGCUGCACCUGCGGGCGCUCGACCGCCCCUGCUGUUACCACGACGACACACUGUCGCUGGCAUCCACCUGCCCCAGCCAUGGGACGCGCAUCAAUACAAUCUACCCCCACAGUUCUCAGUAUGGUCUGAGGGGAAGCGAGAUGAGCAUGGGGGAUGGUGUGUUGGACUCGGGUAAGGCCAGUGACCUUUCUGUCUGUAGCUGGCCUGUGGAACCCAUUCAGUGGACUCCUUUCCCACUUCUGCAGCAACUGGCUUCCCACAGGACGCCCACAGUGAGGGUGUCAAGACCACGGUCCUACUGUGAAGGCAUGGAGCUGGUAGACCUGGGGAAGAGCUGGACUGCUUGACAAGACAUAAAGAAGAAUCUGAUCUGUUCUGACACUGGUAUUUGCAGCUAAUUUUUGCAUUCUGGCCUUGUUUUGUUGAUAAAAAACAGUAAAACAAUAAGUGUAAAAUGUGUAUAUAAGUGUAUAUUUUUUGUUAAAGUGUUGCUAUAUUGUCCAGUUUGAAUCUUGAAUGUGUUUCAUAUAUGCUUCCUCUAACCCUAAUCCUCUGAUGUAGGAUAUACUGUAAAGAUAAAAAAAAGAGGCUGUCUAAAUGUCUAUGGCACAGAGUCUUAUAUGAUGCUUUAAUAAACCCAAAUCUUACUCAGGGCAAGAAUGAAUGUAAUGCUUUGUUUUUUUGUGCAUUUAAACAUACUGAGCUUUUCCUCUCUGAGGUCAUGGCUUAGUGAGGAAAGUUUAUUUGUGUAGCACAUUACAUGCACAAGGGCAGUGCUCUACAUAAUGCAUUAAAACAUGUUAGAGAAAGUACAGCA